AUGGCUACCCUGUCCAGUUAUCCUAAAUUUCAUGCCUUUAGGUUGAAAGGUACACUGAAGGGCAAGCAGGUCAUGAGCUUGGUAGACACAGGUGCCACGCAUAACUUUAUUGAUCAGAAGUUAGUGGAGAGGCGUGGAUUACAGUAUGAGGAGUUUGGCAGUUUUGGAGUGAAGGUGGCAGAUGGUGCAGUUUUGGGUUGUACUAAAUGGAUUCCACAGCUUAGUAUUCAGAUGGGGGAUUAUACUCUGACCGAUGAUUUUUAUGUGCUUCCAUUAGAGGAUUAUGAUGUGGUCUUGGGCAUGCAGUGGUUACAGGGUAUUGGGCAUUACAUUAUUGAUACCACCUCCAAAACACCUACACCUCAGGAUGUCAGGGUAUUUCAUGUUGAUAUUCAGUUAGUAAUGGACCGUCAUGGGAGAGUAUUUGGUGACAUACCUUCUGGAGUGCCUCCAGAUAGAGGUUUUGAGCAUGGUAUAGAGAUGGAGGAUGGAGCGAAGCCAGUGAUUACUACCCCAUAUCGUCAUCCUCGAGCCUAUAAGGAUGAAAUUGAGAAGACUAUUCAUGAGUUGUUGGAUAUGGGUUUCAUUCGGCCUAGUUCUAGCCCCUUUGCUUCUUCUGUAGUGCUUGUUACCAUCAGAUACGUGUACGAGCAGAGGAUGUACACAAGACUACCUUUCGUUGUCACUAUGGGCACUAUGAGUUUUUGUCAUACUUGGGAUGACCAUCUCAGACAUGUUGAGGAGGUACUUAGCAUUAUGGAGAGCCAGUCUCUAUUUGCUAAGUUAUCCAAAUGUGAGUUUGGACUUAGGGAGGUUUUAUAUUUGGGCCAUGUGAUCAGUGCUGAUGAGGUGAAGGUGCAUGAGGAGAAGAUUCAGGCGAUUCGGGAUUGGCCCCGCCCUCAAAACAUUACUGAGUUACGUGGGUUUCUUGGUUUAUGUGCUUAUUACAGAAGAUUUGUGAGAGGUUUUUCUCAGUUGGCACCACCUUUGACAGACCUCACAAAGAAAGUGGCGUUCAGAAGGACAGAACAGGCACAGGGAGUCUUUGAUAGACUCAAGGAGGUUAUGAGCACUUGUCCAGUUUUGGCAUUACCUGAUUUCUCGCAGCCAUUUGUCCUAGAGUGUGAUGCUUCAGGUCUAGGCAUAGGAUCUAUGUUGAUGCAAAAUAGACAUCCCAUUGCCUAUGAGAGCUAG
Messenger RNA from Cryptomeria japonica (Japanese cedar), 1194 nucleotides. RefSeq lists its product as uncharacterized. The transcript is spliced from 4 exons. Lineage: Eukaryota; Viridiplantae; Streptophyta; Pinopsida; Cupressales; Cupressaceae. The record is from RefSeq and is a predicted model, not a curated record. Bases 1 to 1194 code for a protein of 397 amino acids.